This is a messenger RNA of Scophthalmus maximus (turbot), 2258 nucleotides long. RefSeq names its product DiGeorge syndrome critical region gene 6 (gene dgcr6). The record is from RefSeq and is a predicted model, not a curated record. NCBI's taxonomy places the organism in Eukaryota, Metazoa, Chordata, Actinopteri, Pleuronectiformes, Scophthalmidae. The coding region runs from base 312 to 896 and encodes 194 amino acids. The transcript is spliced from 5 exons.
CAUCUGGGCAGCCAUCGGCUAGGGGUCCUCUCGAGAGUGCGUGUACGGGACAGCACAAAAACAAACACUUUUCAGCCUACUACAUUGUUGUCUUUUCAUAUUUUAUUGACCGCGCUCAUUGAAUUUAUCGACAUCGUUUAGAUGCAGACUAGUCUCUGAAAGAUAACCGAUUGUCCUACUUCCGGGACUUCGUGACUAUUAAGACUGUGAAAUUAGCCCAAACCAAUACCGGUAGCUUGGCUAGCUAGCCAGCUAGCUGGACGUGUUGAUCAGCAGCGUCCUGCUUUGUUCUAAGUUUUCCUGUUAGGGAGAUGGAUGGUUAUCCCGGGGUCACUGGCGCUGACUCAACUAACCAACAAGAAAGACAUUACUACCUGCUGUCUGAACUGCAAACCUUAGUCAAAGAUCUACCGAGCUCCUUCCAGCAGCGCCUGUCCUACAACACGCUGAGUGACCUGGCUCUGGCGCUCAUAGAUGGGACGGUUUAUGAGAUUGUGCAGGGGCUCCUGGAUAUUCAGCAUCUGACGGAAAAAAAUCUGUACAACCAGAGGCAAAAGUUGAACGGUGAACAUCAAGCACUCAAACAAGAACUUGUACGAAAACACAAAGACGCCGUGCUGUCAUGCAAGUCUCACAACCUCGGGCUUCUCAAAUCAAACCAACAAACGGAACUAGAGACGCUGGACAUUCGUGUGCGAGAGGAACAAAGAAUGAAGGAUAAAAAGAUUGUUGCGGAAAUGGAUCAAAAAGUGAUAGACCAGCAGAACACCCUGGAGAAGGCAGGAGUCCCUGGGUUUUAUAUCACCACUAAUCCUCAGGAGCUGACCAUGCAGAUGAACCUACUUGAACUAAUCCUCAAGCUUCAACAGAAGGAGUCACAAUCUGGAAUACUCUGAGGAAGAUUAUAAAGAAGCCAGAUUGUGCCCAAAACAACAGAAACAAAUGGCAUAUGCUCACCAUGUUUUCGUCAACAUGUCACAUGGCUGUGUAAGAAGCAACAAGUUCAGAAAGUGAUGAACACUGUUGUCCCGAGUGUAAUUGUCAUCGCUAUCAUAAGCCGAUUGCAGAAGGCUAAGUAAUGAGGGACAUUUUUCGAGUUGUGUAGGAGAGCUGCAGCAGGUUGUUACAACAUGGCUUUUGAAGCACUUAAAUAUCGCAUAUUGUGAAAUUAGAAAAGCCGUUUAGCUUCAAAAGCUUUACAGACACAUUUGAGGACAUGAGGACAAAAAGAGAUGAACAUACUUGACUGUAACUGGAAGUAAUACUGUGAUCUCACUGCAAUAAGAUGGACUCUUUGUAAGCGCCUCUUUGUACCUUUGGAGCAGUCGGAGAGAUUUUAGGUGAAAAGGAAAGCUUAAUUCCUUUGAGCGUGAACAGAGAUCUAACUGUGAGCAGCACCAGUGUACUGGCAUCAAAGUUGAAUAUUCUUACUUUUUGAAUAUAAUUGCUUUUUGCAAUGGCCAAAGGUUUUUUUUGGAAGCUUCCGCUGUUUGUUUAAAUCAGCCACUGGACACUGGACCAUCAUCUACUGGCAUCAACUCAUGACAUUGAUCUCAAACGUGGGUGAAAUGUGUCUGGUCCAGUGAUCUAGCUCUGUUCUGAACAGAUUUUAUUUCAGGGUAGUGGUGCAGAUUAAGUGUUAAGCUAACCUCAGUUCAAUUUAAUAGAUUUUUUUUUGUGUCUAAUGUUAACUGUAUGGCAAAUAAAUGAAAUGAGAUACAGUAUGAACAAAGUCCAAUAUUUGUAUCUGAUUUUCCAUUACAAAAAUAUUGGCUUUCAUACAACAAAAGGUUUAGAAGUUUCUCCAAACAUCUUUGUUUGUGAAUAAUUUUAACAGAACUCAGCUCCAUAAACACUGAUGUAAAUCCCAUAACUGUAAUUUGUGAAGUGCCGUUCUCAAUUAUUUCACUAGGUGGUGGCCACUAUUCAUCAGUCAAUGUGGAACCAGUUCAAACACGCCUAUGUUUGCUGACAGUUUCUUUGGCAAUUCGUAAAUAAGGAAAUUAUCUGAACAGGAUCUGUGGCCUCUUAAUUUGUUUUUGUCUUUUUUUCAUUUGUAAGACCAAAUACCGGUGCUUUUUUUCCCCGUUCAACCAGACAAUAAACAUUCCUGUUUUUGUCUGUUGAGGACCACUGUCAAAUUUAGGCUUGUUGAGCCCUCAAAGUGAGAUUAAUCUGAUCAUAUAUAUGUGUUUAUGUAAUCCGACCUAGCUAUAAUUUCCUUUAUAUCAACGUCAUUAAAUUAAAAAUACACCAUG